UCAAUUAUUUACCCUAAAUCAAAUUGGUCAUCUUCGUAUGAACGGGUUGACUUUCUCAACGAGCUCACAUCCCAUUUUUACUUUUGUCUUUGAUUAAAGCCUGGCUUUGGAAAAUGAAUUUGUUAUUCUGAGAUGAGGUGUUCCUUGUAACAGAAAAUAAGGUUAUCCAAUUCGAAACCCACGGAAGCGCAGCCUUUGCCCCAAACUCAAGGCUCCUUCCUUAUCCCCCUCCGUCACAGAUAUAGAAGAAGAAGAAGGUGGAGGGGUUCGCUGCUAUUGCUAUGGCCUAACAUCAAUAAAAAGCUUCUAGUUUUGGCGAUUCUCACACACGCUCGCUCGAACUCAUGGGUCUCGUGUUUUGCUCCCUCUCCAAAUUCUUAUUAUGCGCCAUUUCUGGAGCUCUCACGCUGUGUUUUGCCGUAGCUGGAGCCCUUACCGGAGCUAUAGCUGGUGCUUUAGCUGCUAAGGCAACUCACAGUGGUUUGCUGCGGGGAGCUUCAUUGGGCGCUGUUGCUGGGGCUAUACUCUCGGUGGAAAUCUUGGAAGCUUCCCGUGCAUAUUGGUGCAUGGAGCAAACUGGCUCACGGGGCACGUCAUCUAUGGCAGAUUUCAUAGAGGAACUUGUUCGUGCUAGGCUUAUAGAGGAAUCAAUUUCACCUGACAUUUUAACUGCUUACAAUUUGCAGUUUGAACAGGUUGCCCAUGGUAAUAGAGGCUACGAUGAGAUUCACGAUGUUAAUAAUGUAGUAGCAUCAAGAGGAAUGACAAAGGAUUCAUUGAACAAGUUACCACAACAUGUCAUCUUGAAGGACAUGAAGGCAGAGGAUACCUGCUGUGCAAUAUGUUUACAGGACAUUGUUGUAGGAGAAACUGCAAGAAGCUUACCACGUUGUCGUCAUACAUUUCACUUGACAUGUGUGGACAGAUGGCUAGUCAAGAAUCACUCUUGUCCUGUUUGCAGACGAACCGUGUAGUCAUACUUUGUUCCUUGGCCGUUUAGGGGUUAAAUCUUUUGAGAAUUUGAACAGAACAUAACCUUGUUUAUAUGCUCAUUUCUAUCAUUGAUUCAAUUGCUCUAGAAAAACGAGGUUAAAAUGAUACACCAUCAAAUGAUAGACAUGUGAACAUAUUCAGAGAAGAUACAAAUCCGUUUUUGUUAUUUGAAAAGGGGCUAUUGUACAGUUGCCCUCUCUCAGUUUGUAUGUAUCAUUGUGUAAUGCAAUUCAAUAUAUAGUUUAAUGUAAAUAACAAAAUAUUGGAACCUA
Molecule: messenger RNA, 1265 nt
Organism: Arachis ipaensis
Lineage: Eukaryota; Viridiplantae; Streptophyta; Magnoliopsida; Fabales; Fabaceae
Product: RING/U-box superfamily protein
Source: RefSeq, a predicted model, not a curated record